Molecule: messenger RNA, 2311 nt
Organism: Octodon degus (degu)
Lineage: Eukaryota; Metazoa; Chordata; Mammalia; Rodentia; Octodontidae
Gene: Slc2a11
Product: solute carrier family 2 member 11
Exons: 12
Coding region: 141-1664 (507 amino acids)
Biological process (GO): monosaccharide transmembrane transport
Cellular component (GO): membrane
Molecular function (GO): hexose transmembrane transporter activity
Source: RefSeq, a predicted model, not a curated record
CGCGGUGCGGGCGGCGGCGGGGAGCUCGCGGGCCCGCGCGGGACUUCUGGUGCGCGGCGGGACGCGAGGGGAUGGCCUCACGCCAGCUCUCGGCGAAGCUCCGCAGAGAAGUGCAAGGGCCCCGGCCGAGCCGGGCGUGAAUGGUCGGAGGCGGCAUGGAGGAUGAACCGGAGCCGCCCUUCAGGCCGCGAACCCAGACUGGGGGCAGGGUCCUGCUCCUGACCAUCUGUGCAGCUGGCAUUGGUGGAACGUUUCAGUUUGGCUACAACCUCUCCAUCAUCAAUGCCCCGACCUGGCACAUUCAGGAAUUCACCAAUGACACAUGGCAGGCGCGUACUGGAAGGCCACUGCCUGACCACCUGGUGCUACUUGUGUGGUCCCUCAUCGUGUCUCUCUUCCCCCUGGGAGGCCUGUGUGGAGCGCUCCUUGCAGGGCCCAUGGCCAUCACACUGGGAAGGAAGAAGUCUCUCCUGGUGAAUAACGCCUUUGUAGUGGCAGCAGCGGUCCUGUUUGGAUUUAGCCGCAGAGCAGGCUCCUUUGAGAUGAUCAUGCUGGGGAGACUGCUUGUGGGAGUCAGUGCAGGCGUGAGCAUGAACAUCCAGCCCAUGUACCUGGGGGAGAGCGCCCCCAAGGAGCUGCGAGGAGCUGUGGCCAUGACCUCAGCCAUCUUCACAGCCCUGGGGAUCAUGCUGGGACAGGUGGUUGGACUCAGGGAGCUGCUGGGUGGUCCACAGGCCUGGCCUCUGCUGCUGGCCAGCUGUCUGGUGCCCGGAGUGCUCCAGCUCGCCUCCCUGCCCCUGCUCCCUGAGAGCCCGCGCUACCUCCUCAUUGACCGUGGAGACUCAGAAGCUUGUGUGGCAGCCCUGAUGCAGCUACGAGGCAACAGUGAUGUGGCCUGGGAGUUUGAGGAGAUCGGGGAAGAGCAAGCUGCCUGCCAGGGCCGCCGUGCUCUGCGUCUGUGGGAGCUGCUGCAGGAUCCUGCCCUGCGGAGGCAGGUGGCCAGCCUGGUGGUGCUGGGCAGUGCCAUGGAGCUCUGCGGGAAUGAUUCGGUGUACGCCUACGCCUCCUCCAUAUUCCUGGAGGCUGGAGUGCCGCAGGAGAAGGUCCAGUACGCCAUCAUUGGGACUGGGAGCUGCGAGCUGCUGGCGGUUUUUGUGAGCUGUAUGGUGAUUGAGAGGGUAGGAAGGCGGGUGCUGCUGAUAGGGGGGUACAGCAUGAUGACCUGCUGGGGGAGCAUCUUCACAGUGGCCCUGUGCCUGCAGAACUCCUUCCACUGGAUGCCCUACCUGGCUGUGUCCUGCACCUUUGCCUUCAUCCUCAGUUUUGGUAUUGGUCCUGCCGGAGUGACAGGGAUCCUGGCUACAGAACUGUUUGACCAGACGGCCCGGCCUGCUGCCUAUGUGGUCUGCGGGGUGCUCAUGUGGACCAUGCUCUUCCUGGUUGGACUGGGGUUCCCCUUCAUGCUGGAGAGUUUGUCUCAGUUCCUGUACGUUCCUUUCAUUGGCGUCUGCAUCUGUGGGGCCAUCUACAGUGGCUUAUUCCUCCCUGAGACCAAAGGCAAGACCUUUCUGGAGAUCUCCAAGGAGCUGCAGCGACUCGGCUCACCCAAGCAGCCCCCGCAUGGGUGCAACGGCCCUGAGGUCAUCACGUCCACCGAGCUCUAGCUGCAGCAGUCGGGGAGGGCAGCUGGGGCCCUUUCCUUUGCUGCUUCCAUUCACUGGCUCCAGCUUAUUUUUAUUUUUAUUUUAUUUUAUUUUUGAGACAGAGUCUAAGCUAUGCAGUUCAGGCUGGCCUUGAACUCCGGGUUAUCUUUUUGCGCCAGCCUCACAAAGGCCAAGAUUAGAGGCAUGUGCCACCAUGUUUCAGCUAGAACAUCUUGUCUGAAUAGUUGUAGUCUUAAAGAAUGUGAAAGAUAAACUUUGUUAUAGAAAUCUGUGCAUACGUGCUAGGGAUGCAAAGCAUGGGGUAUGAAUACAAUGAAAUCUUUUGUCAGUGUUGUAUUAAACUGGUUUUCUAUGACUAUGAAAAAAUACUGAGCUAUAUGAGCUUAAAAAGAGGAAUGGUUUGUUUUGGCUGAAGACUUCAGGAGUUUCAGUCCAUCAUUAUUUAACUCCAUUGCCUUUGGGCCUGUAGUGGUGUGGUACAUAAUGGAGAGAGGGAACACAUGGCGCACAAUCUGUCACCUCAGGGGAGCUGGGAAAAGAAAGAGCACUCCAGGAGCCAUGAAUGGCCCUCCAAGGCUCUCCUGCAGUGGUUUAACCUAUUCCUACAAGGCCCCACCUUUUAAAGGUUCUACUACCUCCAAUAUUAC